This is a messenger RNA of Cuscuta epithymum, 844 nucleotides long. NCBI's taxonomy places the organism in Eukaryota, Viridiplantae, Streptophyta, Magnoliopsida, Solanales, Convolvulaceae. The record is from the annotation of a GenBank genome assembly.
CGCUUUAUAAAGAAGUUUCAUUCAUACCCAUAAUACUUUAUUAAAAACAAUGAACAGACAAGAAUCUCUACUCUCCGCAUCCCGCCGGCAGACACCGCCGCCGGAGAAAAGACGCCGUCGAGAAAAACCCAUCGGUUGCAUGUCUGGAAUCUUUCAGCUCCUCUCCAAAUACCAAAACAAAACGAAACGCCUUACAUUUGGCCGAAAGAGAGAGAAAUAUAGUGAAGAAACAUUAUCUCCGGCGGUUCCAGAAAAAGUGAUAGUGAUGAAUGACGAUCAUAAUAAGGAAGUAAGAAUACAAAGAAGCCCGGGCCUUUCGCCGGAGAUCCGCCGGGAAAACGCUAAAGGCAGACCGGCAUUGGUGCAGCGGCUGAUGGGGUUGGAGGAGAAGCAGUCUCCGGCGCCGGAAUGUGAACUGUCGUUGACGGAGGUGAAGAGAAAGAUGCUGUUGCAAGCCUUAGAGAAGUGCAACCAAGACUUGGAAGCGCUUAAGAAAAUUAUACAGUCCGUGGAGUCGUCGCCGGCGACUCUGCCGCCGCCGGCGUGCACAAAGAAAUGUACGGAGCAUCAGGUUUUGAGUCCGAUCAGUGUGCUGGACGAGCAGAUGAUAAGUCGUUCGACAACUUUGACCAGAAGUCAAAAUACUGAAGCAUUGUGCGCAGCGCAAGCAACCAACAAUGUAGCCAAAGAUGGAAAUAUUAACUCUAUCCUCAAGAAAUUGAAAACAAGUCAUUUCCAAUCAAAGCGGGAAGAAGUGAUCGUCUCAUCUCCGGUGAAGUGGCGCAGCAAAGCAGUGGUCAGGAGUGUGGAGGAAGUUUGCAGAGACAUAGCUUGUGGUGAGCAU